Molecule: messenger RNA, 774 nt
Organism: Trametes versicolor FP-101664 SS1
Lineage: Eukaryota; Fungi; Basidiomycota; Agaricomycetes; Polyporales; Polyporaceae
Product: RNase H
Exons: 1
Molecular function (GO): RNA-DNA hybrid ribonuclease activity; nucleic acid binding
Source: RefSeq, a predicted model, not a curated record
AUGAAGGCCGCGAAGAAGUAUAACGUCAGGUGUGAUGCAAGUAACCCCACGGAGAACCUCCGCGCGCAGCUACCUGUCUGGAGCCACAUUGGACGAGCCCCGGGUCGAUGCGCAGAGAACUCACCGGGGUGCCGAUGCCUCCGGAAUGGACACCAAGUUAGAACGGUAGAACAAUGCGAGGCUGCUGCAGAGAGACUAACGAAAUUGGACCUGAACCACAUCCCCCGUCCCUGCUGCCCGUGCAACCAUUGUGAACGAGACCGAUCCUUGUAUGGAUGUGACAACCCGCACCGCUGUGCGAAUGCUGCAGCGAGGAUUGUGGGUCGGAUAGUGGAGAAAUGGAACCCGAGACGGAGGGGCAACGGGGACGGACUGACUCUCACGUCGAGAAGGAAGAGGGAGAAUGUGUCCGCACGUGUAGCGAACGACCGUGUGCUGUUUGACCCCUCGAUGUCCACAGACGCCCCGAUAGCUGAAUCCCUGCGUGUCUUUGUCCCGACGGCGACGGUGGACGUACGGCCAGCCCUGCGUCCGUCCAGCCGUUUCCAAGUCUUGCAGGAAGCGGUUGAAGUCUUCACGGACGGGUCAGCCCGCGGCAAUGGCACGGGAUGUGCGAGUGCUGGGAGCGGCGCCUGGUUUGGUGAAAAUGAUGAGCGUAAUGAAGGAGUGCGAGUGCCAUACGAUGAACAGACAAACCAAAUAGCAGAGAUAUAUGCGGUAACCCUAGCCCAUCAGAAAGUGCCCCCGUUCGCGCCUAUGCAUGUGGUUAGCGAC